UUAAAGGAAGUAGUCUUCCCUCCCCCCAAAAGUUAUUUUGCAAUAAAGAAUCUUUACCGAGAAAAGGACAUUAUGAAAGGAAGAUAGUGUGUCUAAUACUUUAUUUAGAGGUUAACGCUUAUCGCUACGCUUUAGGGGUAAAAAAGUUAAUGGACAUUACACCUAAAUCGACCUUAAAGGCUGUUUUGAGAGUCAAAUCUCACGAUAAGCAGUUAUGAACGAGAAUUUUGACCGUGCUCCGGGUGCAGGGAGAAGCCGCCACCCAGCAGCAGACCCCGGGGUCAUGGCUAAUCUCGGCCACGAUGAUAAGAAAAGCAUGUUUCUGAACCAACUGGAGCCGCUAAGACAGCCCCGAACCACACCGCCUGUUGCCGAAAACAGCGCAGCGACCACCAUUAGCAUCGGUGCAGGAGGAGACUCUCAAAACCAAAGCAAAACCCAACAAAAUGUGACUGCCAACAACUUGGCGAAUACCAGAGAGUAUUAUGAUGUCAAUUUCUUGGUCCAGUCAUCAAACCUGUCUGCUAGUGCUCCAGAAUUUGUCCCCUUUGGACUGAACCCUCAUGAGGACCCCAGUUUGUCUAACGACAGUGAGGACUAUUACGGCGAGCCACCACUGGCUGAAAUGGUCACAGAGUUCCUCGCUCACCUGAGCUCUUCUCCAGGAUCCUUUGACUCAGAUAUCGAGUACAUAACUGGAGUGUUCAACUCCUGUGUUACCACUGAGGAGCUGCUGCAGGAUCUGGUGGAGCUGGUUUACACACAGUCUACUGCCAUUCCAAACUUCUCCUAUACUGGAGCCAGGCUCUGUAACUACUUGUCCCAUCACCUGGCGAUCAGCCCACAGAGCGGCAACUUUCGUCAGCUGCUCCUAAAACGGUGCAGGACAGAAUAUGAACAAAGAGAUGCAGCUGUCCGAGGGGACCCGGACACUCAGAAGAAAUUUCACUCCUUUGUGCUUUUUCUGGGUGAACUCUACUUAAAUCUAGAGAUAAAAAAUCCAAAAGGACCUCCUAGAAGAGCUGAAAUCCUGCUCUCUGGCCUCAAUGACCUGCUGCACAGUCUGUUCUCCAAUCCUGUGAAUUCAAAUCUCAUCUGUGCUGUCAAACUGCUCAAGCUGACCGGUUCUGUCUUGGAUGAUGCCUGGAAGGAAAGUGGAAAACCGCACAUGGAAGAACUGAUCCAAAGAAUAGAAACAAUUCUUCUUGAUGCUAAAUGUGACAGGAAUGUGAGAGAGAUGCUCCUGAAGCUUGUAGAGCUUAGAUCCAGUAACUGGGGGCGUGUCCACGCUGCUGCUGCAGCCAGUAACGCCACGCCAGACAACGACCCCAACUAUUUCAUGAAUGAACCCACAUUCUACACAGAGGAUGGGACGCCUUUCACAGCCGCAGAUCCAGAAUAUGCAGAAAAAUACCAGGAGCUCCUCGAGAGGCAAGACUAUUUUCACGACUUUGAUGGGGAGAAUGGAAACGAAGGAGAUGACUUUGAAGAUGAGAUGGGCCCAGAGAUGGAAGAAGCUUUUGAGAGUUUCUGUUUAGAAUCGGAGCGGAAACGACAGCAACGCUUGUGAGACUGUCCGGCUGCUGGCUGGAACCCCCCCACUCAUCUUCUCGGCAUGUCGAAAAGCAAGCAUUGCAUCAGACGGGCUCUUAUUUUACCGGAAACAACUCUUAAAGAAAUGUUUAUAGUUGCACUUCUGUCACUUUCUUCAGUUAGAGUUCAUUAGAAAGUGGGACAAUCAGUUGGACGGCUUCCUCUUGUUCCAUCCUGACAGUUUUCUCUUUGUUGCUUUGAGUUUCGUUUCUAACUAUUAGGCCUAAUCAGAAAGCAUGGAGGACAUGAUGUGCAGUGGAUUUCAGUUAUUCCUCUGAAAGGCUUUCUAGUUGAGUUAAACAUGUCAUUACUCAGGCUCAAACCAUAUUUCUAAAGCUAUUUUCAUAGAUUUUGUUCUCCCCAUAUUCAUUACACUAGCCUUUACAACAAGAACAAAAAGCUAAAUAUUUCUGCUAAAAGUUGUGCAGUUGGAGAUGUUUUGUCAAAUAUUUGAAUUUUUAUUCUGAAGUAGAAAGUUAAAACUUUUCAAUUCUUUUUUUUUGUUAUCUCUUCUUUAGGUAAAACAUUUUAAUUGAUUUCUACAAUUAAUGACCAGUUCCAAACUGAAAAGUUAAUAUUUUUAAAAGCAGUAUUUCUUUCUUCUUCAACAUCUCCAAUAAACUAACUCCUUCCAACUUGAAGGCGAGGUUUAGGACUCCGCAGCGCUUUCAUCGUUCUUCUCCAAGACUCAGACUGUUCACCGGCAAACAAAGGAUCUGAAAUCAGCAAAUGUUGUUUUAUAGUUUGUACAUAUUAUUUAUAGCAUCAUUUGCCUGCAAUAAAUUCUUAAUGUGAUA
Oryzias latipes (Japanese medaka) is the source of this 2390-nucleotide messenger RNA. It is a transcript of the gene paip1, whose product is annotated as poly(A) binding protein interacting protein 1. Gene Ontology annotation, biological process: regulation of translational initiation. Gene Ontology annotation, molecular function: RNA binding; protein binding; translation activator activity. NCBI's taxonomy places the organism in Eukaryota, Metazoa, Chordata, Actinopteri, Beloniformes, Adrianichthyidae. The record is from RefSeq and is a predicted model, not a curated record.